Molecule: messenger RNA, 1929 nt
Organism: Ylistrum balloti
Lineage: Eukaryota; Metazoa; Mollusca; Bivalvia; Pectinida; Pectinidae
Exons: 9
Coding region: 1-1503 (500 amino acids)
Biological process (GO): interstrand cross-link repair
Cellular component (GO): Fanconi anaemia nuclear complex
Molecular function (GO): protein binding
Source: RefSeq, a predicted model, not a curated record
AUGUUCAUGUUCUCAAUGCCAGGCAAGCAAGAACAAAGCAAACUUGUCCUGCAAAAUGUGACUGAGACACAUUGGUAUCCCUAUACCAAAUAUAUGUUGGCGUGCCUGGAGUAUGAAAAUGGCAAUUAUAUUGAUGCAUUGAUGCUGCUGGGGAAAGCUGCAAACACGGUAGUGGUGGACAAUGUCAAAUUAAAGUCUCUUCAUUCCAGUCUCAUAGGAGCUUGCUUCUCAAAACUGAAUAAGCAUCACUGUGCCAUAGAGAAGUACAAGGAGGCCCUCAUACAGGAUUUCAGCUACCUCUGGCCACUAUACUGUCUGUCCCAAGAAUACCAGAGUCUUGGUCUACAUGACGCUGAGCUGGAGUCUCUCAAUCUCCUCAUUACUGCUUUGGAAAAUGAGAAGCAGGAAGAGAGACAGUGUUUGCUGCAUCGCUGCCUGAGUCCUUGUCACCAACAGAUCACACUCAUCCAGGCCCAAUAUCUGCUAGCAAAACGCUGUCUGCAGCUUCAAAAAUUUGAUGCCGCUUGUCAAAAAUAUCUUGACUUAUUAAGUUGCUUGCAUCAGAUUGAUAAUUUUAAGGCAGGAGGUAGCAGUGAGGUGAGAUUACCAUCAGUAGUACAGAUAUAUCAGGAAGUUGAGUAUUCCUUACUCCAUGCCAAGCUUUACACAGACUGUAUCACUGUCUGUGAUAGAGUUCUCUCAUGUGAUGCUCAGUCUCAGGGUCUCUCAGCUUACCAUAGUGACCAGUCACAAGACCAGUCAAUGUUAAGCUCACAGAUGUUUCAAAAUACCCAAACUUUUCAUUUGUCUGGGUCACAACAAAGGAAGAGGUUGAGGUCUGACAGUGGAGAGUUGUCUGCUCCUGUUGCUAAGGAAGACACCAGGAGCGUUUUGUAUAAGGCUGAUGCCCUAGUACAUCUGGGACAGUUAGAGAGUGCUGCCAUCUGCCUAGAAAGAUUAGAGGAACCUUUGUCUCCCUGUAACAUUGACACUCCAUCAUCUCAGGAAAGUGAUGCAGGGUCAGAACCUCACAGCAAAAGAAAGAGACUGGACUCGGAUGGCACUGCAGUACCAUGCAAGUGUCCUCCACACAGUGGACGUCUUCCACUCCUUUCAAUCAAGCGUACAGCUGCCGAGGUGUACAACCAUUUAGCAGUAGCCAAGUCUCAGAGUCAGAAUCAUAAAGAUGCAUUACAUUACUUUAGAGUCAGUCUUCAACUUCAUCCAGACAAUGAAACUGUUAUGUACAACUUGACCAUUGUGCUGCGGUUAGUACAGAGAGAGCGUGAGGGUGCGACCACCUGGAUUAAGUACAGGCACCUAGGUGUUGGAUCAGACAGCUUUCAGCAGGCUAAUAUUCUCAGGAGGAAGAAACAACAGCUCAGGUCAUCGGAUACUGAAGAGACCGACCAAGGGUCAGCGGAUCUGGUAUGGGACAGUGUGAAUGACCAUCAGAUGUUAAAACUGGAUGUUGAAUGCCUGGAGACACUGAUUAGGUCUUAACAAUAAAUGUACAUCUGUAAUGAGGAAUGUGAUAUAACACACCUGGUCAUUUACUUGUUCAAUUAUUACAAUACUUUCUUGAUCAUGUAUGGGUGGGACAACCAGCUGGGUCUGUUUGUAGUGGGAAUAUGCAACAUGUAUAGUUAGCUGACCACAGAAUAUGGAGCCAAGUUUUACAUGUAUUUGAUCAACUUGUAGGUGUGUAGUCAACUAGCUGACCACAGAAUAUGGAGCCAAGUUUUACAUGUAUUUGAUCAACUUGUAGGUGUGUAGUCAGCUAGCUGACCACAGAAUAUGGAGCCAAGUUUUACAUGCAUUUGAUCACAGGUCUACCCGAUGCACAACUGGAAAACACCUGGUAGAGCUCUAUCAGCAUUUGCUUUGUUUUUGACCAUCUUGUGUUGUAUUUAUGUACAGUACAGUAUU